Messenger RNA from Geodia barretti, 771 nucleotides. Lineage: Eukaryota; Metazoa; Porifera; Demospongiae; Tetractinellida; Geodiidae. The record is from the annotation of a GenBank genome assembly.
GUGAAACUGUUGCUGACCAACGACGACGGCAUCGAUGCUCCCGGCCUGGAAGUGCUGGAACGGGCCGUGCGCGAGUGGGGCGAGGUCGUGGUGGUAGCGCCGGCCGAAGGGCAGUCCGGCGUGGGCCAUCAAGUGACCACGGACCGGCCCAUCGCGGUGGAGUGCAUCGGCACCGGACGAUACAGCGUCCAGGGGACCCCCGCGGAUUGCGUUCGGGUCGGGCUCACGGAGAUCGCCCCCGAUGCGUCCUGGGUGCUGGCCGGGGUGAAUCGAGGCGCGAAUCUCGGUGCCGACAUCUACAUCUCGGGCACGGUGGCGGCGGCACGGGAAGCCGCGCUGCUGGGUUGCCGCGCCUUGGCCAUUUCCCAGUACAUCGUGAAGGCGCGGCCGCUGGAUUGGGAGAUCGUCUAUCGCAGGGCGGUACCUCUGCUCAGGCGGCUCCUGACCCGCGAGUCGGCCCAGGGCGAGUUCUGGAACGUGAACCUGCCGCAUCCGGCCACCGAUGCCGACGUGGGCGUCGUGGCCUGCGCCUUGGACACCCGGCCCCUUGGCGUGGCCUAUCGGAAAGAAGCGGGGGCGUUCGUCUACCAGGGGGACUAUCACAAACGUCCGCGGCAGCCCGGUCGGGAUGUGGACGUGUGCCUGGGUGGCCGUGUAGCCGUGACGAAGCUCGUGCUGGACAUCGCCGGACCGGCGGUGAACCCUGGCUCGUGCGAAUUGGAUGAGGCGGGAACCGGUUUUCCGGCAGCCGGCCCGGUUAAAGUGUUGUAG